ACAAAUUAUUAUUAUUAUAUAAUAUUCAUAACUUGAAACAGAGAGAAAAAGAGGAUUUUUGGGAUUUGCAUCCAUAGAUUUCUUUUGCAUUUUUUCGUUACUUUCUAUGUUUUGAUUUGCAUUCUCCAACCCAAAUGUUUUUUCUUGUAAAUUCUGUUACUUGAUCGUAAAUUCAACCAAACAAAGAGAGAUAGAGAUAGAUAGGAUCUGAUACAUUCGUGCUUUUGAUGAGUUGAUGAGUGAUAAAUGUUCAUGCUAUGGUGUUGAAGAAGAGACUUGGUAAUGGAUUCAGGGACUAUCAGGUCCCUAAGGUACCUAGAUGUCCAAGAUCUGUAAGAAGGACGGUUGCUUUCAAGAAACCAGUCGAGGAUGGCCACUCUUGUGCUUUUGAACUACUUGCAUCUUUAGCCGGCGAGUUGCUGAAGGAGAGUGAAAGUUCCGCUUCUAGCAAUGCAUCUGAUGUUAAAACGUUAACAGAAGAGCGAUUUCGAAAUGGAAGUUGUGAAGAAAAGAGCAGUGAGAAACAUCUCCAGAGUGCUGGGACUGAUUGUAUACUAGAAUGUAUUUCUGCUAACAAUAAUGUGCAGUCUGAAAUUUUCAAAUUGGAGAAUAGGUUUGGAAAUCAUUCUAAUACUAAUAGAUUAGUAGAAGUUCCAAACCAUCAUGAGGCUGACAGUUCAGGCUUCAAGCGAUUAUCUGCUGUUCAUUCUCCUUCUUUAGCCAACUUGAGCGGUAACAUUAAAUCCCCAUUUUGUGGGGAAUUGUUUCCCAAUGCUUCCUUUUCAAGGAAUGGGAGGAAUGAUAGUAAGUUAGGUUUUAUUGAUGAUGACGAAAACUUUAUUAGGUGCAACAAAGUUUGCACCAAACCGAAGGCUUUUAGACCUUCACGAUACAUUGCACGCAAAAUAAUUAGGAAGCGGUGGACUUCCAAUUCCAAACACUGGAAGGUUGCUCCAAAGUUGAAAGAUUUUGAACUUUCUCGUUAUGAUAAUGGAAUGCGACCCUCGAGUCAUAAGAGGAAGACUUAUUACAAUUUCGAAAGAUCUCAGUGUCACACUCUUUUGAAGAGGAAGAAAUUAUCAGACAGGGGUUCGAUGCUAACUCAUGGUGGAGGAUUCAGCAAUGAGAGUGUAUCCAAUUCACCUAAGAAAUUAAUUGGAGGAAAUAACCGUAGCUCAUCUGCAAAAGUUCGUGUUUCUAAGGAUUCUAAUGUAAAGUUUCGCAUCGAGUCAUUCAGGAUUCCAGAACUUUACGUUGAGGUUCCCGAAACCGCAACUGUUGCUUCAUUAAAGAGGACAGUCAUGGAGGCGGUGAUGACUAUAAUAGGAGGUGGGGUGCAUGUUGGUGUUCUUGUUAAGGGAAAAAAAGUUGGAGACGACAACAGAACUCUUCGUCAGACUGGUAUAUCUUGUAAAGAAAAUAUAGAUAAACUUGGUUUCGUGUUGGAGCCUAGCUCUUCUCAAGCUUCUCCAGUUGUCUGUGCUGGUGAUCCUUCUCACUGUGUAGCAUCUCAGCCUACCAGGUCUCUAGGAACUCCCUCCAUAGAUUCAGGGAUUUCUGUUGCCAAACAGGAUUCCUCCCUGCAUACAAAUACUGGCGGUGACCUUGUUGGCAUGAACCAUGAAUCAGCUUCUUCCCUUGCUGACACUAUAUCUGAUAAACUUGACAUUAUAUCUGAUAAACUAACACAAGAUUCCGGAGCGCUGGUUUCUGUUCCAGCUCAUAGCACUGAGGCGUUAACUGUUGUUCCCGUGAAUCAGAACACUGGACCAUCCGAGCUUGUACAGCGUCGAACCAGGAGACCAUUUUCUGUGUCUGAAGUUGAAGCACUUGUUCAUGCAGUUGAGGAAGUUGGAACUGGAAGGUGGCGUGAUGUAAAGUUGCGAUGUUUUGAGAAUGCAGACCAUAGGACUUAUGUAGACUUGAAGGAUAAAUGGAAAACUUUAGUGCACACUGCAAAAAUCUCUCCUCAACAAAGGAGAGGACAGCCAGUUCCUCAGGAGCUAUUGGAUAGGGUUUUGGCUGCACAUGCUUACUGGUCUAUCCACCAAUCCAAGCAGCAUGUCAAGCAUCAAACCAAUGUUGUCCAACCACUUGUGAUUAUGUAGAAAGACAUGAAUUAACGUUGUUGACUUGUAACUAUGGUAAACAAACCUGUACAUUUGUUUCAUAUUCAUGUUAUGUCCUUCCUUACCAAAUUCUUUGCUGGCCUUGAAUUUAAACAGGUUGGCAACUUGUAAUUAAAUAAGGAACUAGAUUGUUGAAAUGUAACUGGAGUUUGUGUUCUUUUAUUUUUGUAAUUAACAAAUUUCAUGCAUGUA
This is a messenger RNA of Medicago truncatula (barrel medic), 2321 nucleotides long. Its product is annotated as telomere repeat-binding protein 4. NCBI's taxonomy places the organism in Eukaryota, Viridiplantae, Streptophyta, Magnoliopsida, Fabales, Fabaceae. Bases 258 to 2108 code for a protein of 616 amino acids. The record is from RefSeq and is a predicted model, not a curated record. The transcript has 9 exons.